Molecule: messenger RNA, 840 nt
Organism: Aspergillus welwitschiae
Lineage: Eukaryota; Fungi; Ascomycota; Eurotiomycetes; Eurotiales; Aspergillaceae
Product: cell surface protein
Exons: 3
Coding region: 1-840 (279 amino acids)
Source: RefSeq, a predicted model, not a curated record
AUGUCCGGACUUAUGCACAAGGUUAAGGAUGCCGUGACUGGCCACCACAAGGAGUCCAGCAACACCAACACCUCCUCCAACACCUCCUCCAACGCUGGUCCCCACUCCUCCAACAUGGCCAACAAGAUGGACCCCCGCGUCGACAGUGACCGCGACAACCGCGCCCGCCACGAAGCCAUGGGUGGCGCUCACGGCCCCCACGAUUCCAGCAUGGCCAACAAGAUGGACCCCCGCGUCGACAGUGACCGUGACAACCGUGCCAACCCCUCUGGCGGUCUGGGCGGCUCCGGUGCCGGCUACUCCUCCGGUGGCUACUCUUCCGGUCCCCACGAGUCCGGCAUGGCCAACAAGAUGGACCCCCGUGUUGACAGUGACCGCGACAACCGUGCCCGUCACCAAGCCAUGGGUGGUGCCCACGGCCCUCACGACUCCAGCAUGGCCAACAAGAUGGAUCCCCGCGUCGACAGUGACAGAGACAACCGUGCCGCUGGCGGCUACUCCGGUACCCACACCACUGGCGCUGGCUACGGAGGUGCCGGUGCAGGUGCAGGUGCAGGCUACGGCAGCAGCGGCGUGAACGACUACACCACCAGCAGCGGCUACGGUGGCAGCAGCAACGCAGGCCCUCACGGCUCCAACAUGGCCAACAAGAUGGAUCCCCGCGUCGACUCAGACAUGGACAACCGCGCCCGUCACCAGGGUAUGGCCAGCAGCAGCUACAACGCUCCCGGUCAAACCACUGCCGGUCCUCACAGCUCGAACAUGGCUAACAAGCUCGACCCCCGCGUCGACUCGGACCUCGAUAACCGCGGGACCUUGGGCACCCAGCGUGGGUUUUGA